Molecule: messenger RNA, 582 nt
Organism: Cotesia congregata
Lineage: Eukaryota; Metazoa; Arthropoda; Insecta; Hymenoptera; Braconidae
Source: the annotation of a GenBank genome assembly
AUGUUUGCUAUAACAGUAUCUUCGGAGCCAAUAAGAAUAAUUAUCCUGAUUGCCAGUGCGUUUUUCUGGCUGAUAUCUUUGCUGUUUUCGUCGAUACUCUGGUAUGCAGUGGUCCCGCUCCAGAAUUACCUGGCGUUCGUAACGACAGCUCACCUGGCAAACAGCAGACACGUUUUUGCGUACGUAUGUGGUCUAGGUUUCGGCUUCAUGAGCGGAGCCUUUGCGCUGGUGAAUGUUUUGGCAGAUGCUGUGGGUCCUGGGACGAUGGGUCUCAAACAAGGCUCUGAAUAUUUCUUCAUAAUGUCGGCUGCCACGACUCUUUGCUUCAUUUUACUCCACACAUUCUGGGGCGUGAUAUUUUUCUCAGCAGUUGAUGAAAAAAAGUGGACACACAUUGCCUGGGUUGUCUUGUCUCACUUGUUCGUCUCCUGUAUGACGUUGAUAAAUAGAUACGAAGCGUAUACUUAUAGUUUGCUGUCUUCAUACACAGUACUUAUAAUUACAAUGGGACUGGCAUUUAAAGUAGCCGGUGGUAAGAUACAAAAUGUCCCCAAGUGCUUCACGCUCAUCAAAAGAGAUUAA